CGCAGUCGAGGAAGAAGCUUCCAGUGGGUUUGACAUUUGUCAGCGCCGCGUGACCGAAGAGCGACCCCGGGGCUGCGUUUAAGCGCAUCGCAGACCCCUUGAAACCAGUGGAGCCACGAUCAACCUAGGCUUACGAUACGCAGCCCUGUACUGCAGCCAAAGACGUCGGAUGCACAAUGUCCCAGCAGCCUCCCGAAAGCCCAGAAAACGCAGUCGUGAAUCCCAUAGGAAUUGACUACGUCCUCACAGAAGAGGAGAGGAGACUGUUCAAGGAGUGUGAACAGGAAAGCUUCUGGUACAGAUCUCUCCCUAUAGCUGCCAUCAGCAUGGCCUUCACCCAGUUCCUUGUCUCUAGAGGUGUUGUUACGGCCUCUGGUAGAUUUGGAUCUUUGCCUAAAGUUGCUUUUGCUGGUGUUAUGGGCUUCAUGGGAGGGAAGAUGUCAUACAUGAAUACAUGCCAGGAGAAAUUUAAGAGCUUGGAGGGUUCUCCGCUGGGAGAGGCACUGAGGCAGAGACAGCGCCAGCACCAUCAACCGCCAGGGUUUACCCACAAGCACUCAGAACUGAGUGAUCCAAACAAAGCUGAUUUUGAGCCGGAUCAUCAGUCAUUCUCCUAUUCUAGUGAUUUAACUUACAGUGACCCCAUGUCCUCAGCAGCUCAAUACAACACCCAAAUUAGAGAACCAGAUUACGUUGAGGAGGAUGUACGGAAGAAACAGAUUCUGUACGAGGAGCUGCGGAGUAAAAACAGGGAAAACUAUGAAGUUCCAGCGACUCAGAAACCAGAGAUUUCACCCGAGAACAUCCCAGCCAAGAGAGGGAAGAAGAACAUCUAUGGAGACACCUGGGAGGAAUGAGAGCUGCUUCAACACUGUUUCACUGUCCAGAACCGCUGUCCGCAACUGAUGUCUUUUACAAUACAGAUGUCUGUGUCUGAGAAAUGUCUGUCAUUGACUGUGUACCUAUUUAAUUUAGAUAAAGGCAGUUUUUAUUUUCA
This is a messenger RNA of Puntigrus tetrazona (Sumatra barb), 997 nucleotides long. Its product is annotated as OCIA domain-containing protein 1. The record is from RefSeq and is a predicted model, not a curated record. The coding region runs from base 177 to 857 and encodes 226 amino acids. The transcript has 8 exons. Gene Ontology annotation, cellular component: endosome. Lineage: Eukaryota; Metazoa; Chordata; Actinopteri; Cypriniformes; Cyprinidae.